Molecule: messenger RNA, 1172 nt
Organism: Candoia aspera
Lineage: Eukaryota; Metazoa; Chordata; Lepidosauria; Squamata; Candoiidae
Product: adhesion G-protein coupled receptor G4-like
Exons: 5
Coding region: 206-1153 (315 amino acids)
Source: RefSeq, a predicted model, not a curated record
GGGAUAAGAUAUAAGGCCAGACCAGCGUUUUUCAUACGUGUCAACUUGAAGAAUUGUGGACUUCAGUUCCCAGCAUUCCCCAGUCCACACAUCCUCAAGUUGCCCCCAGGAACAGAGGGACUCUUGGCUCCCAUCUGUUCUUGUCUUCUAUCUCCAGAACGUGUUUCACAAGCUUCCCUUCUGCCUUUCAGACCACAUCUAGAGGAUGAGCCGGCAAAAGGGUGAUGUUGCUGGAUAUGCUCCGUCCAAGAUCCUUGGUGGCCUGUUCCUUGCUGUUGCCACCUUGUUUCUUUUCUCAGAACCUGUAUCUCUGAAAGGGAAGCAGCUGGUUUUACUGGGACAGAAAAUCAAAUAUGUUUCCUUGGCUAGCCAGCAUGUCCCUGAACUUUGCGCAUUUACCAUGUGCAUUGAUCUCAACAAGACUGAAGAAAGUGUGGAGAGCGGGACAGCCUUCUCCUACGAUGUCAGCAGCUCCUCCACUGAAAUUAGUGAGGUGGAGUUGGCUCUGUUUGUCCAUAACUCCAGCCUGCAGAUGUUCCUUCUGGGCCUGCACAUCAAUCUGAGAGUGUAUAUUGUGGCCUAUAAGAUGCACCAGAUCUGCUGUGCCUGGGACAGCCAGAAGCAUCUCUUGGAGCUCUUCUGGGAUGGAAGGAAGCUGGUAAACAAAACUCUUCCAGGUGUCCAUCACAUCUGUUUACGCCCUAAUGGGACAUUGGUGAUGGGGCAUUUGCACAAGAACUACAACGGAGGCCUAAUCCUGCAGUCAUCCUUUGUCGGCAUCUUGCACUAUUUCCAGAUGUGGAAUUACGUGAGAGGGCAGCAAGAGAUGGAGCGUUGUGGUGAUGGGAAUGUAGUGAGCUGGCAGGGCAAUUAUUGGUCUCUGAAUGAUGUAAGAACUGAGUCUGCCCUUCACCAGCGUUGUGGUGCAGAGGAACCUACAACUGUCUUUCCACCAAUCACCUCCCCUGAUCCAACUGUUACAGCUACCACAGUCACCUUCUACAGCUUCCAGAUGAACUUUUCCCUGACUUGCGAGCCCUCGAGGACGUGUGACCACUACGAUGCCAGACAGCUUUCUACAAACUGGUUCAAGAAACAAUUAAGUAAUUCCGAAUUUGUGGUGACCAACCAUAACAUCAAGGCAGUUCGGUAAGCAUCUUUUUUUGCUGCCC